AUGGUCGAGUUUCACCGACCUCAGAUCCGUCACCAGCGAUUCGCCGCCGCUGAAGCUCGUCACUGCUGCUGUGCCACUGCCGCAGAGAGAGGGAGUGAUGCGAUUAAAGAGAGGAGGAGGAAGGAGACCCGUGCGCCGUCGGAGCCACAAGUCACCAUCGAUGAAGCUUCAGCCGCCACCGUCGAUUGUCACUGGGGAACAACCGUCGUGCCUUUGGUCGCUGGAAUCACAGAUUGGAGAGAAGAGGGCUACCACUCCUAUUGCUGCUGCUUCGGUCUUUUAUCAUCAACCACCAUAGCUAUUCUACAUCACCUGCACUUUCCAUCAUUUCUGUCAGGUUCCGUUCUUGCCAGUGAUGGCCGUUGGAUUUGCAACAGCUCCAGCUUUUGCUUCCCUCUUGAUUCGAUUGUAAAUGGCCUUGAUGUUUUGAGCAAAUUUGUUGGUGAAACUGAAAAGAAUGUAAGGGACCUUUUUACUGAUGCUGAACAAGAGCAGAGGAGCCGAGGGGAUGAACGUGAUUUGCAUGUAAUUAUCUUUGAUGAAAUCGAUGCUAUUUGUAAGUCAAGAGGUUCAACUCGCGAUGGUAUUGGAGUUCAUGAUAGCAUUGUGAACCAGCUUCUUACUAAGAUAGAUGGUGUGGAGUCGCUAAAUAAUGUUUUGCUUAUUGGAAUGACCAACAGAAAGGAUAUGCUUGACGAGGCUCUCUUAAGACCAGGGCGGUUGGAAGUCCAGGUUGAAAUAAGCCUUCCUGAUGAAAAUGGUCGAUUGCAAAUUCUUCAAAUUCAUACUAAUAAGAUGAAAGAAAAUUCUUUUCUUGCUCCCGAUGUGAAUAUUCAAGAGCUUGCUGCUAGAACAAAAAACUACAGUGGUGCAGAACUUGAAGGUGUUGUGAAAAGUGCCGUCUCAUAUGCUUUAAAUCGACAACUGAGUCUAGAGGAUCUCAUAAAGCAAGUUGAGGAAGAGAAUAUUAAGGUUAUCGAAUUCUGGAAUAGUAACUUCAAAAUCACAUAUCUCAAGACUCUGAAACUCUUUAGAGGUGCAACCAAAGAAGGGUGAAAGAUGAAUUUUGUAAGAUAUAAUAUUUUGGUUUUUCCUAGGUUUUUAGUAGUAAAUUCUAAGUGGUCUCAUGCAUAUUUUGAUAUGAGUAUCCUUAUUUUAGUGUGAAACGUAUAAAUACUCAAAAUUAUGAUCAUCCCAAUAUUUCUGGUUCAUUAUAUAAAUAUAUUUUA
This is a messenger RNA of Arachis stenosperma, 1229 nucleotides long. Its product is annotated as vesicle-fusing ATPase-like. Gene Ontology annotation, biological process: intra-Golgi vesicle-mediated transport; SNARE complex disassembly; Golgi to plasma membrane protein transport. The record is from RefSeq and is a predicted model, not a curated record. Lineage: Eukaryota; Viridiplantae; Streptophyta; Magnoliopsida; Fabales; Fabaceae. Gene Ontology annotation, molecular function: ATP binding; ATP hydrolysis activity. Gene Ontology annotation, cellular component: Golgi stack. The transcript is spliced from 9 exons. The coding region runs from base 1 to 1056 and encodes 351 amino acids.